AUGUCUACCAUCACAUUGAAGGAACACAACAUACCCGUUACCCUCUCAGAAGGCUUGUCGGAGAAACAAUUACUAUCCUUCCAUCCCUUCAAUCUCCGCUCCAUCAAAAUACAAUCCUUCGACCUAUUUGGCGGCUCCCGCCUGGGCUUCGUCAAGCUCGUCGCCGAAGUCACCAACUCGGCCCGGGAGAGGCUCCCCGGCGCCGUCUUCCUGCGCGGGCCGAGCGUAGCCAUGCUGGUAGUCCUGGUCCCCGACGACGCCCCGCUGGAAGAGGGGAAAGCGGACCGUUACGUGCUGCUGACCGUGCAGCCGCGCAUAGCGGCGGGCAGCUUGGCGUUUGUGGAGCUUCCGGCCGGGAUGGUGGACGAGGCGGGUAACUUUGCGGGCACGGCGGCCAAGGAGAUCAAGGAGGAGCUGGGGCUGGACAUCCCGGAAAGCGAGCUGAGGUGCUUGAGCGAGCUUGCUGCCCCCCGGCCGUCCGUCGCUGAGGUUGCGGCGGUUAAGCAGACUUUCAACGAGGAGAUUUUGCCCCAGGCCAUGUUUCCCUCGCCCGGCGGGUGCGACGAAUAUGUUCCCAUCUACAUGCACGAGCGAAGGGUACCGAGGGCGCAACUGAGCGAAUGGACAGGGCGGUUGACGGGUCUCAGAGAUCAUGGGGAAAAGAUCACGCUAAAAAUGGUCAAGAUGGAUGAUCUAUGGCGGGAAGGCGCAAGAGACGCAAAGUGCCUGGCGGCUUUGGCGCUCUGGGAGGGUUUGCAGAGGGAGGGCAAGCUCUAG
Messenger RNA from Phialemonium atrogriseum, 777 nucleotides. RefSeq names its product putative nudix domain-protein. Gene Ontology annotation, molecular function: ADP-ribose pyrophosphatase activity; ADP-glucose pyrophosphatase activity. The coding region runs from base 1 to 777 and encodes 258 amino acids. Gene Ontology annotation, biological process: ribose phosphate metabolic process; nucleoside phosphate metabolic process. The transcript has 2 exons. Lineage: Eukaryota; Fungi; Ascomycota; Sordariomycetes; Cephalothecales; Cephalothecaceae. The record is from RefSeq and is a predicted model, not a curated record.